AUGUCGACCGCCAUCCAUCCCUCGCCGUCGGCUCCUGCUGCCUCGGGCGCGGAGACUCAGGAGGCUACGCCGAACCCGAUCAGUGUCCCAAUCGUCGUCAGGAAUUUCAAGGCGUCUGACCUACCGCUCACUUCGGCCACACGAUCUGCAAUUGAAGGGUUAGCUCACAGCUUCAAGAAAAAGGGCGGAUAUGAUGCUAUUCGAAAACAGGUCUGGGAGAAGUUCGCUAGUGACCACGAAUCCGAGAUCGUCAAACAAAUACUCCAAGUAGCCGAGCAAGAAGUCGAGCGGAACCCCCUACAACUGCUUACACUCGACCGCGGCAAAGCAGCGGCCCUCAUCGACGGCGCCCUCGACCGGAACGAAGUCUACCAGAAGGCACAGGCUGUAAUCGAGAGUCUGAUCGAUACCGACGCACUAGAGGCACAUCUUCGUGAGCUCCGACGUGCAGAGAUAGGCGACGAGGCGGCCGAAGAAGAGCGUAUCCGCGGCUCCAAGACGGACGAAGAAUAUGCUGCUGAGACUGCCACGCGCCGUGCAGAGAGGGAACGUGUGCGUGAAGAACUCCGACUGGUGGAGGAGAAAAAGCGCAGACUCGAGCGUGAGAUCAAGGAAAAAGAAGAGCAGAAACGGCGGGAAGAACGGAGGAAGAAGCAGCUCGAGGAAGACGCCAUCAGGGAAAAGGAGCGUGAAGAGCGGCGCGCACGACGAGAACAACGUGAACGGGAAAGGGAGCUCAGCCGUGAGCGCCGCCACAGGGAGAGGGAUCGAAAUCGCAGCAGGGAUCGUGAUCGUCACAGAGACCGUGAUCGUGAUCGCGACAGAGACAGAGGUCGGGUAAGGUCUAGGGAUAGGUCAAGAGGCCGGGACAGGCGCCCUAGUAGGGACGCCAAGGGCAGGAAUGACCAUGGCCGCCCCGAGGAUGUGAAGACGCAACUCUCCAAGGAGGAUAAUGAACGCCUGGAACAAGAGGCGUUGGCCGAUCUUUUGCGCGAGAGCAAGCGUGUAGCUGCGAAACAACCUGAGCUGGAGGUUGACACCACUCUCGCACCGCCACCUAGACGAACGAAGCCAGCAUCUGCAAUCGAUCCAAUCCGCCGAGCAUCACCAAAGGUAUCUGAGGUCAGGAAGACAGCAGAUGUUGCGAGCAAACCAGGAGUCACUGAGGAGACAAAGGAGGUCAUUGAACCUAAGGAGACAGUUGACAUCAAGGAUGUCAAGGAACCCAAGGAAGCCGCCACUCGGGUCGAUUCGCGAAGAAGCAAGAGCCCUUCUCUAGGGGCUCGCGGACAUCGUGGCAAAGAGAAGGAGAAGGAGAAGGACAGGGAAGUCGAGAAAGACAGAGAUCGUGACGACGACCGGAAGCGGAAAGACGACAGGUCAGCCUCCCCGCCCUCGCGGCGUACCGAGCGAAGCCGUUCACACAAGCGAGAACAUAGUCGCUCCCGUCUUCGUGAUCGGAGAGAGCGUAGCCGUUCGCGUCCCAGACUGGAUCGCCGAGACGAUCGACGAGAUGAGCAUGCCAGAGAUCGGAGCCGCUCUCGACGGAGGGCGGCAGACCGUCGUGACAGAAGCCGCUCACGAGCGAGGAUCACCGACAGGAGAGACGACACCAGGCGGGCCAGAAGCCGUUCACGCACUACACGAGAUGGUCGUGAGAGGAGUCGCUCUCCACGACCUAGAGUCGAUCGCCGGGAUCGUUCGCGGUCUCGCUUAAGGACAGCGGAUCGGGACAGGCGAGCAAGAAGUCGCUCCCGUUCGCGUGAGCGACGAGAAGCUGAAAAGGAUACCACUGCUCCUGCAGCCACACAAAUUCCCAAGAGCCCUAGUAUUACCAUCACCAAAGAGACGGCCAUUGCUCCUACUCCUAGCGCACGAGUAGCACCACCCACCCCAGGCGGCCCUACCACCACCGGCACGUCAACAAUCACCGUGCCCAUGAUCACAACCCCACUCUCCAUAGCCUCAACCGCACCUCGCCCUCCUUCCCACCUCGACCGCGAUGAAAAGGAAGCUUGGAAACAAGCAGAAGUGAAGAAGCGCGAACAGGAGGCAAAAGCCUACCUAGCAGCACAGAAGCAAGCCCGCGCGAAGGGCAUGCCCAUCCCCGGAAUCGACGACAAGCGAAUCGGAGCCGGUAAUGGCACACCCCUCGGUAGCACCAACGGAGGUGGUGACCGCCGCGACCAUAAUAACCGUGGUGGUGAUCGCGAGCGCGAGCGUGAACGUGAGCGUGAAGCGCCGCUGAUCGACUCCGAUAACCGCUAUGUCCCCUCCACUGCUGCCAGGGUUGUUGCCGAGCGGGAUCGGGAGAGGGACAGAGAGGCCAGGGAAGCCAGGGAGGAGCGCGAACGUGAACGCGAUAGAGAACGCGAAAGGGGGAGAGAAAGAGACCGGGACAAACCUCGUCCGGGCCCGGAUCGCUAUGAUGGUGACCGAGGCCGCGAUGAGAGGGGAGAGAGGGAUAGGGAUAGGGACCGUCGCGACCGGGACCGGGACCGGGACCGCGAUCGUGAUCGUGAUAGAGAUCGUGAGCGGGACAGAGACCGCGACACGCGAGACGAUCGCCGUCGAAGCUCGAUAGUCCGGCGUCGUAGCCGAUCUAGGAGUCGAGACCGUAGCGACCGUCACCGCGACCGGGACAGCAGGCGCGAGAGGAGUCGUGACAGUCGACGGGACAGGAGUCGCGAUAGGGAUCGUGACAGGGACCGAGGAGGGGAUCUUCGCCGUAACAGUCAUCAUCAUAGCACAAGGCGGGACAGGAGUCUGUCGGCUUCCAGACGUGACCGCGACCGCGACCGCGAUAGGGAUCGUGGUGGAGAUCGAGCGGGCGGAAGAGGGAGACGGGAUAGGAGUCGUAGUCAAAGACGGUAG
Molecule: messenger RNA, 2874 nt
Organism: Sordaria macrospora k-hell
Lineage: Eukaryota; Fungi; Ascomycota; Sordariomycetes; Sordariales; Sordariaceae
Cellular component (GO): nucleus
Source: RefSeq, a predicted model, not a curated record